AAACAACAAAUUUUUUUUUCUUUUUUUUUUUUAAUAUAAUAAAUUGUUAAAUUAGUAUAAAAAAUAGUAUUUGUAGUAAUAGUAAAAUAGAUAAAAAUGGAAGAAAAGAAAACAGGAGCAGCAGCAGCUUUAGCAUUAUUAAAUCAAAAAUUCCCAGUUGCUGAUGUCAUUGCAGGAACCAAGUGCGAAAGAGCAAUAAAGUGGGAAUUAACAAUUGGUGAUGACUUAACACCAAAAUGGACCCAUAGUAUUGUUUGUGUUUCUAUCGAAAAAACACCAUUUGCAAAAGGAAGUUGUAGAACUGCACAUAAAUUAAAAGAUUGGAGCCAUCCAGAUCAAGGAUUGGUCGGCAAAUUUUCAACCAAUAAAAAAACGACAAGAGAUUCAUAUUUUACAGAUGUUUUAAUGCAAACUUUUUGUGCAAAAUGGGCUGAAAAAUUCAAUGAAGCCAAACCACCAAAACCAAUUACAUUUUUACCAUCUUAUGUAUACGAAUUAAUUGAUCAUCCACCACCAUAUCCAGUUUGUGGUGGUGAACCAUUCAUUGAAGGUGAUUAUAAGAAACAUAAUAACAACAGUGGUUAUGUCAGUUCAGAUGCAAGAAAUACACCUCAAUCAUUUUCACAUUUCUCAUACGAGCUUUCAAAUCACGAACUUUUAAUUGUUGAUAUUCAAGGUGUAAAUGAUUUCUAUACAGAUCCUCAAAUUCAUACUAAAAAUGGUGAAGGUUUUGGUGAGGGUAAUCUUGGUGAAACAGGUUUCCACAAGUUUCUUCAAACCCACAAAUGUAAUCCAGUUUGUGACUUUUUGAAAUUAAAACCAAUUAAUCAAUCAAAGAAAGCUCUUUUAAGAGGAACUUUACCAGUUGUACAAUUAAUGGAUUUCCACGACGCAAUCGGUUUGAAUGGUAAUAAUGGUAGUCCACAAAAGAACUAUGAUAUGAAUUACUUUAGAAAUGGUGGAGGUGCUCAACAACCAAUUUCAUUAGAUGACGAGGAAAAAAUGCUUCAAGAGCAAUUAGAAAGAAUUAGAGCUCAACAACAAAAGAAUAAACCUGCUCCACCGUUAGUUAAACAACCAUCAGGCAACAAUUUAAAUAAACAAUCAGCAGCAGCAGCAGCAGGCCAACCAAUCUCACCAAAACCAGCAAUUGUUAAGACACCUUCACAAGGCAAUGUAAAUAAACCAAUUUCACCAUCAAAAGAAACAACAACUACUGCAGUAGUAGCAGCUGCUACACCAGGUGGUAGUAAUGUAAAAGUAGAAAGUAGCGCUCCACAACCACAACCAGCUCAUCCAGCUCCAGCAGCAGUUUCAGUUCAAGUUAGAAACUCACCACCACCAUCACAACCAAUUUCAUCAGGUUCAUCAUCAUCAACCACAUCAUCGACCUCAUCAGUUCAAUCAGGUUCAUCACCAGACGAACAAGUGGUACCAGAUCGUUCUGCUUUUGAAAAAUGGGACUUGAAAACAAUUAGAAAUCAUGAUACUAUCAGAGGUUUACAAAGUGAAUGUAUCACUGGUGAUUCAUCAAAAUUAUUCAGUGGUUCAAAUGACGGUCAAAUUGGUAUUUGGGAUUGUAGUGGCGAAAUUAAACAUAUUACUAACAUCAAGGCUCAUGGUAAGUCAGUUAGAUCAAUCAUUAAACGUCCAAAUUUCGAAUCAAAUAUUUUAACAGCUGGUGCAGAUUCAUACGUCAAAGAAUGGGAUAUCAACACUCAAACUGUUGUUAAGGAAAUUAAAGAGUCAAACGAAGUAAACACUAUUUUCAUUCAAGAUAAUCUUUUAUAUACUGGUUGUAACGAUAAAACCGUUAAAGUCUGGGAUAUGAGAAACUAUGAGUGUGUUAAAACUCUUAGUGGCCAUACCCGUGCUAUUAAAUCUGUAUGCGCUUUAGGUAACCUUUUAUUCUCUGGUUCAAAUGAUCAACAAAUCUACGUCUGGAAUCUUCAAACUGGUACUAUUCUCACCAAUUUCCAAGGCCACGAGGGUUGGGUUAAAACUUUAUACACUCACAACAAUAUGCUUUAUUCUGGUAGUCACGAUGAAACUAUCAGAGUUUGGGAUCUUAAAACUACUCGUUGUGUUAACACCAUUAAAUGUAAAGAUCGUGUAGAGACUUUACACGUCACCAAUCAAGGUAUUUUUGCUGGUAGUGGUGAUUAUCUUCAGGUUUUCAAUCACGAAAAAUAUGAAAAUUUAGCUUCUGUAAAUACAAGAUCUUCAAUUCUUUGUUUAUGGAGAAAUCAAAAUCAAUUAUUUACUGGUUCACUUGCAAGUAAUCUUAAAGUUUGGACUUGGGAUAAUAUGUAAUUUAAUAGUAUAUUAAUAAUUAUAAAAGUAAUAGUAAUAGUAGUAACAAUAGUAAUAAUAACAAAAAUAAUUUAUAUUAAGAUUUUUUUUUUAAAAAUAAAAAAUCACACAAACAAAAAAAAAAAAAAAAAAAAAUUAAUAACGAUAUAUUAUAAAAAAUAUUAUUAUAAUAAUAAUAUAGAAAUAAUAACAAAAAAUUAUUUAUUUAUUUAUUUAUUCAUUAUAAUAGUAAAAAUAAUAUUUUAAAUAAAAAAAAAUUUAUAGUUUUUAUAAAAAUG
This is a messenger RNA of Dictyostelium purpureum, 2591 nucleotides long. Its product is annotated as myosin heavy chain kinase C. Gene Ontology annotation, biological process: protein phosphorylation. The coding region runs from base 97 to 2313 and encodes 738 amino acids. The record is from RefSeq and is a predicted model, not a curated record. The transcript has 3 exons. Gene Ontology annotation, cellular component: actomyosin contractile ring. Lineage: Eukaryota; Evosea; Eumycetozoa; Dictyosteliales; Dictyosteliaceae. Gene Ontology annotation, molecular function: myosin heavy chain kinase activity; ATP binding; protein binding.